CCUACGAUUCCGAAUGGAAAAAAGUCCAACAAUUACUCGCAGAAACGCUUCAGAGCGAAGCUGUGCAAGUGGACAGACGAGAACAGCGCCAAUUACUGGCCACUCUCUACGUGAGAUACAUUUUAGUAUCAAACGUCCUUUCGGAAUGCGUUGAUCAAAUGGUACAGCCCCAAAAACGCAGACUGAUCCGAAAACUCCUGGAAGCAACACUUGGAAGAAUCCUCGAGCUGAAAUACGACCUCGUGGAAGCCGAUCUAAGCGAGUGGACGCACUGUGGCGACGUUCUCGAACAACUAAAACUAACACCUGAACAAAGUGAAUUGAAAGUCCCUUCUUGUUUCCGAAACGAGCGCCGAAAAGAACUAGAGUAUCAAAAAAACUUAAUAGAGAGCGUUUUGGGCAAGUUGGGUUUCCUUGAUAAGUUAGAAAUCAAACCCCCGAUGAGUGAACAACAAGCCAUUUUAAUAAUACAAGUGCACGAGAGGGCGAGACAGGGCCGGCUCAGGGCACAGUUCAUGCGAGAAAUCAGGAACAUGAAAGAGAAGACUAAGCCAGUGGUGGGUGAAGGGGGUGACGAAGACGAACAAAGGGGAGGGAUUAGCUUACCGGCAGCUUUGCGCAUUCAGAAAAUAUGGAGAGGGUAUGUGGCCCGCAGGGCCACUCGACGAAGAAAACUCCAAGAAAUGUUGCUGAUUGGGAUGAUACCACCACCAAAAACUCAGAGUGCUGAAGUACUCAAGGACUUAGAAAUUAAAGCGUACCGACGAUCUUUACAGGAAAAAAGGCAGUUGGAAUAUGAAAAUGACGUGAAGAAAUGUAGGGAACACAUGGAGAAGUACCAAAGAGGGGUGGUUUUGGAGCAGUUGAGUGACCAAGUGAGGGGUUGGUUGCACGAAUAUAAGGCACAAACUGGGAAAAUACCAGAGUACACGGGAUCUGAGAGAGCUGCUUCGAGAUUAUUGUUUAGCAGACAAGGUACGGAUAGUGAAAUGAGCAAAUCCACCCAAAUCUCGUCCAAAGACUCGAAAACUAAAAAAGACAAGGCGCCAAAACAGAAAGAAGCCAAGCAAGAAGGCGAAGAAGGAGAGGAAGUCAGUACUAAAGCAAUGGUUUCGGUGUUUGUGCCCGAACUGAAUGCUCGCAAAGAGGAAUACGAUGAGAUUUGGAAGAAUAAAGACGAGUCGGGAAAUCCCAAACAGUUCCACUACAUGGAUAUAAUAGAACACGAACAAAUGACCAGUAUGGAAAAUGAGCUAAGGAAAGUGGUGGAUGAAAUGAUGAAAGGGGAGUUAUUAUUGUUGCAGGAAGCAAUGGAUAAAGAUAGAGGGCAUAAGGGGAAAAAGAAAAGUAGUAAAAAAACUAGAAAAGGCGGUAAGAAAGGAAAGAAGAAAAAGGAGAAGGACUUGACUCCUGACCGAACUACUGAGUCACUUUUUGAGGAAUUGGUAGCAAACGGGAUAAUCAAGAAGUGUCCAGAGGUGUAUUUAGACGACUUCAAAGGAGAGCGUUCUUACAGCUAUCCAGUGGUGUACAACAAAGGGAGUGAACGCCCGAUUGCUCUGGGAGACAUGAGACAAAUUGUGGCUGAAUAUUGCGUGAUACCACUGCUUUCGCCCCAAUUACACCAAACUACUCCCCACAUAAAGUCGUUAAUGAUAGGUGGCCCCAAAGGAAGCGGCAAAGAUAUGCUAGUCCAUGCGAUUUGUAACGAAGCAGGAGCGGUUCUUUUUGACUUAACUCCGUCCAACAUUGUGGGGAAAUAUCCCGGAAAGUCAGGAUUGACGAUGUUAAUUCACUUGGUGGUCAAAGUGUCAAGACUGUUGCAACCAUCGGUGAUUUACAUGGACUGUGCCGAACGACCUUUCGUGAAAAAAAUCCCAAAAACGGACAAAACCGACCCCAAACGACUCAAAAAAGAUUUACCAAAAAUCGUAAAAAAUUUCAGUCCCGAAGAUCGCGUAAUGUUGAUAGGAGUUUCAAACUGUCCGUGGGAGAGCGACCAGAAAUUGCUCCAACAAGUGUACCAGAAAUUUAUUCUUGUUCCGAAGCCCGAUUAUAGCUCACGGUAUUGCGUUUGGAGUUAUCUUUUGAGCAAAUAUAGCGCCAUAAGCUGGCAGUUUGACACCAGUGUUGUCAGUAAAAUCUCCGAUGGAUUUACGAUCGGCUCAAUUGUGAGUACUUUUGAGGAGGUCAUGACAAUAAAAAGAAUGCUGCAACUGAGAGUACAUCCGCUGAGUCCUUUGGAACUGGUCAAUGUGUUGUGUAAAAAAAUACCGAUUUAUAAGGAAGAAGAAGAAGCAAUUGAGACUUGGUGGGCGAAAACACCACUCUGCCGAAGAAGAGCACGAGCUGUUGAGAUUUUGCUGGAGGAAGAAGCCGAGCUUCAAGCUAAACAAGCGAGCACUAAAAACUAGUCGUUCAUUCAAUUAAUUUGUCAUAAGUUUUAACUUAAAAAAAUAGAAUAAUUACAACAAA
Messenger RNA from Tribolium castaneum (red flour beetle), 2475 nucleotides. RefSeq lists its product as uncharacterized. The record is from RefSeq and is a predicted model, not a curated record. The transcript is spliced from 6 exons. The coding region runs from base 159 to 2414 and encodes 751 amino acids. Gene Ontology annotation, molecular function: ATP binding; protein binding; ATP hydrolysis activity. Lineage: Eukaryota; Metazoa; Arthropoda; Insecta; Coleoptera; Tenebrionidae.